Molecule: messenger RNA, 2688 nt
Organism: Carcharodon carcharias (great white shark)
Lineage: Eukaryota; Metazoa; Chordata; Chondrichthyes; Lamniformes; Lamnidae
Gene: kcnb1
Product: potassium voltage-gated channel, Shab-related subfamily, member 1
Exons: 2
Coding region: 13-2688 (891 amino acids)
Biological process (GO): protein homooligomerization; potassium ion transmembrane transport
Cellular component (GO): voltage-gated potassium channel complex; membrane
Molecular function (GO): protein binding; delayed rectifier potassium channel activity
Source: RefSeq, a predicted model, not a curated record
AAAACUGGAAAAAUGCCCGCGGGAAUAAAUAGAGGGGAAUCUCGGUCGACCAACUCCCUGCCUCCAGAUCCCAUGGAGAUCAUCAGGAGCAAGACUUGUUCCAGAAGAGUAAAACUGAAUGUUGGGGGACUUGCACAUGAAGUACUUUGGAGAACCUUGGACCGGUUGCCGCGGACGCGACUGGGUAAGCUUCGAGAUUGCAAUACUCACGAAUCCCUUAUGGAGAGCUGUGAUGAUUACAAUUUGGAGGGAAACGAAUACUUUUUUGACCGUCAUCCCGGGGCUUUUACAUCUAUUUUGAAUUUUUAUCGCACGGGCAAGUUGCAUAUGAUGGAAGAGAUGUGCGCCCUGUCCUUCAGUCAGGAGCUUGACUACUGGGGAAUAGACGAGAUCUACCUGGAGUCCUGCUGUCAGGCCAGGUAUCAUCAGAAAAAGGAGCAAAUGAACGAGGAACUGAAACGAGAAGCUGAAACCUUGAGGGAUCGAGAGGGAGAAGAGUUUGAUAACACCUUCUGUGCAGAAAAAAGGAAGAAACUAUGGGACCUUUUAGAGAAGCCUAGCUCCUCGAUGGCUGCCAAGACCUUGGCAAUUAUAUCUAUUCUUUUCAUAGUAUUAUCAACAAUUGCCUUGUCCCUCAACACACUUCCUGAACUACAAGACAAAGAUGAAUUUGGACAGUUCACGGACAACCCACAGCUGGCUCAUGUCGAAGCCGUGUGCAUUGCAUGGUUCACCAUGGAAUACCUGUUGCGUUUCUUGUCAUCACCAAACAAAUGGAAGUUCUUUAAAGGUCCGCUGAAUGUCAUUGAUUUAUUAGCCAUUUUGCCAUAUUAUGUCACUAUUUUUCUCACAGAAUCCAACAAAAGUGUGCUUCAGUUCCAGAAUGUCAGACGAGUGGUUCAGAUUUUCCGGAUAAUGAGGAUAUUACGAAUUCUCAAACUAGCUAGACAUUCUACAGGCUUGCAGUCUCUGGGAUUCACACUUAGACGAAGUUAUAAUGAACUUGGACUGUUGAUUUUGUUCCUGGCUAUGGGCAUAAUGAUAUUUUCAAGUUUGGUGUUUUUUGCUGAAAAGGAUGAAGAUGACACUAAGUUCAAGAGCAUUCCUGCUUCUUUCUGGUGGGCCACUAUCACUAUGACAACUGUUGGGUAUGGUGACAUCUAUCCUAAAACCUUGUUGGGCAAGAUAGUUGGUGGACUGUGUUGUAUUGCAGGUGUGUUGGUGAUUGCACUUCCCAUACCAAUUAUUGUGAACAAUUUCUCAGAGUUCUACAAGGAACAGAAGAGACAGGAGAAAGCAAUAAAACGAAGAGAAGCACUUGAAAGAGCUAAGAGAAAUGGAAGCAUUGUUUCAAUGAACAUGAAAGACGCUUUUGCUCGCAGCAUAGAACUUAUGGAUAUUGUUGUUGAGAAAAAUGGAGAAAACAUGAGCAAAAGUGAAAAACUGCAGGAUGCUAGUCUAUCACCCAAGUGGAAAUGGGGAAAGCGGACUGUAUCCGAGACCAGCUCUAACAAAUCUCCUGAAACUAAAUACAAAGGACAAAGCUCUCCAGGAAAUGCAUGCACCCCAAUUGUUAGCCCACAACACUUAAAUGUACAGAAAUUGGAAGACAUGUACAGUAAAAUGGCAAAGACACAAUCUCAGCCCAAUAUGAACAUAAGUCAAAUGGGUCAAACAUACAGAGUCAGAACACAAAAUCAAAUAGAGAUGGAGAAAAUGUCUGGUCCUUCGGAUCCAUUAUUAAGCACACCAGAUGGGGUAGUGGAUAUGAGAAGUCUAUCUAGCAUAGACAGUUUCAUUAGCUGUGCUACAGAGUUUGCUGAUGCUGGGAAGUUUACUCACAGCCCUACAGUAAUACUGCCCAAUAAAGUGUAUGGGAACCCGGGACUUGAAAAAAUUCAGGAUCAAGAAUCACCAAUCUUUCCAGCUGAUAAUGCACCAAGCAUGCAAACUGCUACAGUACUAGAUGGCAGUUACCAUAAGAACCUUUUGGACAUCAAUACUAAUAACUCUUAUAACUCUGCGGUAGAUAAACACAGCAGCAUGUUUGUAGAAAGCGCUAAAGGCUCAACUAGACAAGGUAACCCCAUAAAAUCUAGAUCUCUCAAAGUAAACUUUAUGGAAAGUGAUAUCAAUACUGUUCAAAACACAAACGUAACAGCUCUGUCAGCAAUUGUGGACCCCAUUGUGGGUGGCUCUCAAAGCAUCACCAGUCCCAUGGAUGGUCCAUUACAUACAGGGAAACAUCUGCCUGGUGUAGAAGUUUCAACAGCUUGUUCUUCAACUGGAAUGAAACCUCCAGAAAACAUUAUGCCAAUGGCUUUUACUUUCCAUGAUGAUGGGGUAAAGAAGUACAUUGAUGCAGAUAGUGAUGAAGAAGAUCAGUCUCUGGAUGGAAGGAACACCUCUGGACCAACAAGUCUCACCUACCAUAUCAUCAACAGUGACUGCCCUAGUAAGAGGGAUGGUGUCUCCCGAAAGGAUGGAAAUUAUUUGGAAGAAUCUGGUGUGGUUUCGACAGCGAAGCACUUUGGACAAAACUGCAUGUACAGUAUGGAAAGUGUAACUGAUAUAGUUAAGAAAAGUGGUAACCAAGAAGGAAACAAGUUGGACAACCACAUCUCACCAGAGAUUCAUGUGACAUAUGGUGAAAGUGGCUGUUCCACUGUAUACGAUGACAACAUCUGA